AUGUAUCAGCACGUCUACACCUUCCUCCUCCAGCUCUGCCUGGCCGCCCUCGCCUUUGCCGCCCCCGUCGCACAGGAGAUCUCCACCAGCAACAUCAACAAUAGCUGGCAGUAUGGCACCGGUGGUGGCAUCAUAGGCUUCAUCGUCCUGGUUCUGGACAUCAUCGUCUUCAUCGAGGUCCUCAAGUCCAACCGCCCUCCCAUCCACAAGCUGCUCUGGUGCCUGGGCGUCUUCGUCUUCCCCAUCGUCGGCCUCAUCGUCUACUUCUUCUUCUCCAACCGCGCCCACCACAACAGCGGCGGCUCCUACGAGCCCCUGCCCUAG
Diaporthe citri is the source of this 324-nucleotide messenger RNA. RefSeq lists its product as uncharacterized. The transcript is spliced from 2 exons. Bases 1 to 324 code for a protein of 107 amino acids. NCBI's taxonomy places the organism in Eukaryota, Fungi, Ascomycota, Sordariomycetes, Diaporthales, Diaporthaceae. The record is from RefSeq and is a predicted model, not a curated record.